AUGAGUCCACGAUCAACAGUCCUGCCCAGCGCACAGACCGAGAGUGCGCGCGAGCUCCGCCGCAACUUCUACUGCGACCUCUGCAGCAAAGGCUAUGCUAGAAUUACAGAACUCGAGGCCCACGAGAACAGCUACGACCACCAACACCGCAAGCGCAUGAAGGAGAUGAAGCAAAUCACCAGAAACCCCACCACCGCUGUCCGAAACUCCCGUACCGAAAAGAAGCGAACAGAAAACUCGGAGAUGAUCAGUCUCAAUCUCAACAAAGGCAAAUCAGAUGGUGCCAAGAGGGGGUUUAAGGAUAUUGGGAGUGAUGCGAGUCAAGCCGCAAGGCCGACAGCGACAACGGCCGUGCCUGAUGUCGUUAUGAAGGAUGAACCUGUCAAGGAGCAAGCUGAAGUGGAACGGCCACUGAGAUGGGACGAUCUCGCACAACUAUCAUCCAUACUAGAUCCAUCAACCCUGCCUGCCGAAUGGCAGCAGCAAGCCCUAAGCGCGACCCAGGCUUAUUUCGCCAACAUGGCUGACGCCGAGAAGCGAAAAGCGUACUUCGACGAUGACGAAGAUAUACUGGACGAGAUGGGCAUCGCAGAUGACGAAUGGCAUGCCGAUGAAGAACAAAUCCUGGACAACAUUGACAUCGACGAAGACUGGGGAGACUUCAUGCAGUCUGACGAAUGGAAAAAGCACAAGAAUUUAACCGAGCAAGCACGGAAAGAGAAGCUCAAUCAAGCAUGGAAACAAAGGCGAGCUUUGCAGCAGUCGGUCUAA
Molecule: messenger RNA, 771 nt
Organism: Aureobasidium musti
Lineage: Eukaryota; Fungi; Ascomycota; Dothideomycetes; Dothideales; Saccotheciaceae
Source: the annotation of a GenBank genome assembly